Pelmatolapia mariae (spotted tilapia) is the source of this 779-nucleotide messenger RNA. It is a transcript of the gene esm1, whose product is annotated as endothelial cell-specific molecule 1. The record is from RefSeq and is a predicted model, not a curated record. NCBI's taxonomy places the organism in Eukaryota, Metazoa, Chordata, Actinopteri, Cichliformes, Cichlidae. The coding region runs from base 120 to 665 and encodes 181 amino acids. Gene Ontology annotation, cellular component: extracellular region. The transcript is spliced from 3 exons.
UCACUCCGCUUAAGUCUGGCAGAGGUGCUCAGCUUCUCUAGUCUCACCAGGACACUCAUCCAAAAGACAGCAUCACCCCUUUCAAGGUUUCUGCUCAUUCCGCUUCUCUCCGUGCAGUGAUGUUUUUUCUGCUUAUCACAGUGUCGUGUUCAUUCGUGGUGCAUGAUGCUGAGGCAUGGAGCGCCAGUGUGAAGUACGCGGUGAACUGCCCCGACAGAUGCACGGCGGAGCGGUGUGGUGGGACGCAGCGGUGCUCUCGGACGGUCCUGGAUGACUGCGGCUGUUGCCAGGUCUGUGCAGCCGGCAGAGGGGAGCACUGCUACCGCACAGUGUCGGGGAUGCACGGAGUGAAGUGCGGACCGGGAUUAUUCUGCGAGUUCUACAAGGAUGAAGACGACUAUGGAGACGAAUAUGGAAUUUGCAAAGACUGUCCCUAUGGAACCUAUGGGGUUGAGUGCCGUAAGACCUGCAACUGCAAGGGAGGCAUAUGUGACAGAGAGACCGGAGCUUGUCUCACCCUCACCUUCUUUGCCAAAAUCGCCAGCAAGCUUAAGAAUGAACCACAAGCAGGGACUGAGGUGGGCUCGGGAGAAGUGAACGCUGUGCAGAACACAGAUCAGAACACAAACAGAUCCACUGCUCCAAAGCGGCUCAACCCUCGCUGACAAGUGCUGACAAGACUGAAUCUAUUCAGUGUAAAUGUAGCAUUAACUUAUAAAUUAACUGAAAGAUAUAUUUUAUUAGAAUACGUCAGAUAACAAAUUUAAAAAAAAAGAAAG